UUUCGAAUAGCAGGACUCUCGCACUGACAUCAAACGUAUCUUUUGUACCACCACCAUGACACACUUACCGUCUGAAGCCUAUCUCACCACCACGUUCAUGCAUCCUUCAUCGAGCGGCCCAUCUUCACCUAAAUUACAGUUGCAAUUAUCCAUCCCAAUACCAACACGAGAUCCCGUCUACUACAUUUCCGAUGGCAACACUGUCCUUUUAGUCGAGACUACGCUCUUCAAGGUCCACCGAUCGACAUUGACGAAGGACAAGUCGACCUUCGACAGCAUGUUCUCUCUCGAUUCCGAUUUGCGCUCUAGUUCGGGUCAAAGUUCCAGCUCUAGCGUCACUGCAGGCGCUGAAGGUGAAAGUGACGAUAAUCCAAUCAGACUUCAAGGUGACACUGCGGAUGAAUUUCGGGCUCUGUUAUGGGCUUUGUAUGCUUUACCUCACGAGCUAACAGUCGCACUGACUCCCAAAGCCAAUCAUCUUCAGCUGUUCAAUCUCUCGCGUAUCACACAUAAAUACCAGUUUCGGUCUAUCGAAGCCUGGGCUCUCACAGCGCUUACCAACUACUACACUCGCCCUUCGCAUUCUCCCUCACUUGAUACUUCUGAUGAACCGAGCCUUGUACAACUCACUGAACUAGCCUCCCUCUGUGAGCAGCGUGACCUACUCGAAGCAGCUACAGUGAGGUGGAAGCGCCAGUUGGCCUGUGGGAAAGAUGUUGGGCUUGCGAUUGGUGUAGCAGAGCGUCUUAACCUACGUGGACUCCUUGGACUAGCGUAUCACGCCAUGUUGCUGCAAGGCCGCGAGCACUGGGACGCAGACCCAUUGCUCACUCGUUCUCAACGCGUUCGCCUUCUUUCGGGGCACUAUGCCCUUGGUCGAUUAUGGGAGCGUCUGCCUAAUGAACCUCCCACGCUUGCGCAUAGCCCCAGAUGCACAGGCGGUGCACAGGUGCGGUGCAAUCAGGCAUGGGCAGCAUUGUGGCGCUCCACGCUUGAUAUGGGCAAGCAAGUUCUACCGCUGCAGUACGCGGACAUUUUGGGGAAGAUCAUGUUGGCGGAGAGUGUGGUGAAGGCCCUAGUGGAGCGAGAGAUUCCAACACAGGGGAUGUUGGAUGCCAUGCCGUGGUGCAAGGACAACGCACUGGCUGCGACUGCGGGGAAGGUGAAGGAGAUUCAGGAUACGUUGGCCGACUAUUUCACCGAUGUGCUGUAGUGGUGCUACUCGCGAUCGCUAGCAGCGGGUUUCUGUCUAUCCUAUCACUGGAAGCCUCGGAUAGGGUUCGAUGUAAUACAGCCAUAUUCUCUCAGGUGAUGCUGCCCCUGAUGCUGGGCGCUGAUUUGUGACGUGGUGUCCAGUAAGCUGAGGCAACUUGACUUGAAGUAAUGUCAGCCC
Molecule: messenger RNA, 1393 nt
Organism: Serpula lacrymans var. lacrymans S7.9
Lineage: Eukaryota; Fungi; Basidiomycota; Agaricomycetes; Boletales; Serpulaceae
Exons: 3
Coding region: 56-1213 (385 amino acids)
Source: RefSeq, a predicted model, not a curated record